AUGGCGGAACGAUGGGAGCGUCAGGAGAAAACGAACCAACAGGCGAAUCAGAACUUCGCGGAGCUCAACGCGAAUCUAUCGAGACUCACGGAGACUUUAGCAAGGAUGGAAGCGACGAUAAACAAUCUGGGGCCGAAUCAACGAACGAAUCCAACGGCACGCGAUGACUUCGCUUCAACCUUCGGCGGCUUUCGUGAGGAACGUCAGAAUAAUCCGGUAGAACCUGGAGAAAAUAGAACGAUAGGUUAUCGGGGAAUUCACAAUGUACUGGAAAAUAGGAUCAAUAUGCUGAAGCGGAUUGAAUUGCCUCAAUUUUCCGGAUCGAGUCCAUAUACGUGGAUAAAUCAGGCAGAGAGAUUCUUCAAGCUGGGAAAUUACAACGAUGCAGAGAGGUUAGAGAUAUUGUUCAUCACACUACAAGGUCCGGCUUUGAAUUGGUUCAAUAGAGAAAUGAACAGAGAUCCGUUUCGGGAUUGGAAAGGUUCAGUGGUGGAUUAUGUGAAUGAGUUUGAAGAACUUACAACGAUAGUGAUGGGAGUUGAGGAAGAAAAUUUGGAGCAUGUGUUCGAUCUGGGAUUGAAGCCAGAGAUGCAAGAAGUGGUCAAGAUGCAGAAACCUUGGGGUUUAUCAGCUUUGUUCAGCACAAUUAUAUCGAUGGAAGAUAGCCAUUUCUGCAAGUCAAUGGCUGAGAUAGCUAACCCCACGAAGAGAAGCGGUUCUUAUUUCCCUCUACGUUCGGCUUCUAUAUUCAAUACGCAGAGAAAUGAUAGCCCAACGCAGAGCUCGGAUAGCUUAAAAGGGGGAUCCAAAAGCAGUGAACCGAGCCAAAAUUCAAAACCACCGUGGAAAAACAAUGGAGGAAGGAAUUACAGUGGUAUAUUGAAGUUGAGUCCUGCAGAAAUAGCAGAGAAAUGGAGAUUGGGACUUUGCUAUAAGUGCCCUGAGAAAUGGACAAGGGGACAUCAAUGCCACAACAUGAUGCUCCAAGUGUUUACAGUGAUCAAUGAAGAGGAGGUAGAGAUUACAGAUGAAGAUUGGAUUGCAGGGAUAGAAGAAUAUAUGGAGAUGAUGCGAGACUUAAUCGAACUGUCACUUUUCUCGUUUCUGGGAUUAGAGUCUCCAUCGGCGACGAAGUUAUGGGGAACAAUUGGAAAGACAAAGGUGAUAGUGAUGAUUGACAGUGGCACUACUCACAACUUUAUAGAUCCUUCUGUUCUAGGCAAAACAUCUCUUGCACCAGCUAAGAACAGGAAGUUUGAUUUAUUGUUGGGAACUGGCAUCACAGUGAAUGGAUCGGGCUUAUGUAAAGACGUGUCACUAACCCUCUAG
Molecule: messenger RNA, 1329 nt
Organism: Microthlaspi erraticum
Lineage: Eukaryota; Viridiplantae; Streptophyta; Magnoliopsida; Brassicales; Brassicaceae
Source: the annotation of a GenBank genome assembly